This is a messenger RNA of Aspergillus heteromorphus CBS 117.55, 1536 nucleotides long. Its product is annotated as protein transporter YIF1. The transcript has 3 exons. NCBI's taxonomy places the organism in Eukaryota, Fungi, Ascomycota, Eurotiomycetes, Eurotiales, Aspergillaceae. Gene Ontology annotation, biological process: endoplasmic reticulum to Golgi vesicle-mediated transport. The record is from RefSeq and is a predicted model, not a curated record. Bases 126 to 1190 code for a protein of 354 amino acids. Gene Ontology annotation, cellular component: endoplasmic reticulum membrane; Golgi membrane; endoplasmic reticulum-Golgi intermediate compartment.
CUCCAUCAUCCUUCCAUACUGCGCUUCAGCUCCCCCCCGAUUUGCCGUCUGGGCAGCCCUCGAUUUCUUCUGUCCUUCCGUGACCCUCGAUUUCUCUCCCGCCAGUUCCAUCAACCCCUGAAACCAUGUAUCGCCAGUCCUUCGCUCCGCCCCCAGCGCAAUCCCCUCCGCUUCACCAUCCGGUGCCUCAGCAUGUUUCGACCGUCCCUAUGAUGCGCUCGCCGCCCCCUCCGGCACCUCAACAGUCCCAGGCUGGCUAUGGCAACCCGUACCAGCCCGCCCCGGCACAGGGUGGCAGCGGGACGUACGCUCCUGGCUUUGGUGGGUUCAUCAAUGAUCCUACCGCGCAGAUGGGAUUCCAAGUCGGCAAGACCGCGAUGGCGGCUGGACAGGAAUACAUGGAGUCGAACUUCAAUCGCUAUGUCUCCAUCCCGGCCCUUAAGCACUACUUCAACGUCUCCAACUCCUACGUCCUGAAUAAGCUGGCUCUCGUCCUGUUCCCUUGGCGACACAAGCCCUGGUCUCGUCAGCAGGCACGCCUCGCGACGGCUGCAACUGGUCCCAAUGGCCAGAUAUCCCAGCAGCAGUACUCGUCGAUGUUCCUCCCUCCGCGUGAUGAUCUCAACUCCCCGGACAUGUACAUCCCCGUCAUGGCCCUGGUCACAUACAUCCUCUUCUCGACGAUGCUCGCCGGGUUCCGUGGCAACUUCCACCCAGAGCUUCUUGGUUCGAUCACGACCACGGCCAUUGCCGUCAUUCUCUUCGAGAUCCUCUGUCUGAAGCUGGCCAUGUACAUCCUCAGCAUCAACAACGAGUCGCAGCUGUUGGACCUGGUGGCUUAUUCCGGAUACAAGUUCGUCGGGAUCAUUGUCACCUUGCUGGCAUCUGAGGUCUUGAGCCCGGGGAGAGGAACUGGCGGCUGGGUUGGAUGGGUUGUGUUCAUUUACACCUUCCUGGCUAAUGCCUUCUUCCUGCUCCGCUCCUUGAAAUACGUGCUGCUUCCGGACUCGACCAGCGAUUCGUCCAUGCGCACUGGAUCUAUGCACACGGUGGCUCGGUCCCAGCGCAACCGUCGCACCCAGUUUCUGUUCGUUUACGCGUAUGUUGUCCAGUUCGUUUUCAUGUGGGUGCUAAGCCGCGAGGGCCCGACGUCGAUGGUUGCCGCCGCCAAGGGCAGUGGUUCUUCAUAGCGUCAUAAUGAGACGGGGCUGCACAUAAUGAAAUAGAAGGUCAUGAAAAGGGAUAUGGGAACAGGUUAUAGUCUUGUACUCUGUGCAAGCUCGCAAAAUUCGAUCCAGAUAUUGUCACAUUGUUUUCGAAGUAGCCGCUUUCCCUCUCAUCUUGCCGAUGUCUACUCCGUAGUGGCAGCCAGACCGAGAACGUGCGGGAUAGGUUCGCCGGGCAGGAGUGGGGUUACUUACCCACAGCAGGCAGACGUCAAGGUACUACUCCAAUAGUCUACAGUUCUCAGUAGAGAACGAUUAUUGAUAUGCAAAAUUAUUGGAAAUUUACAGUAGGACGAGUUUAUUGAGCAAC